AAUCUUCCCUCUGCUCCAAAUCUUCCAGCUCCAACCUCGAUUUCCCACAGGUAGCAGCGGACUGCGGCGACGGGUUUCCCCUUUGAUUUUCUGAGUUCGACUUCUUUAUCAAGGCGAGUCGUGUUCAUAUGUCUAUAGAAGUUUGAUUUCAAUGGAAGCCAAAGAACCAAUAGUAGAAUUUGUGACCCCAAAACGAAGUAGGCUUCGCAGGAGACCUUAUGACGAUUUCGACUCCGCCCUCAGUUUAUCUGCAAAGGUCAGGAGAAUCAAUGGUGUGAUACUGGCGAAGGCGAAGCCGUCCUAUUGCCUGAAGCGUGGUAUAGGGAGCUUACAACGAGACUUCACCAGUCUACGCUCUGUACACAGGAAGAAAUUGCGGCAACUACUGCUGAUGUUGCUACGGAGGCAUAACUGGACCGAGGCAAGUGGAGUCUUGAGUUUGCUUCAUAGAGGGACUUCCAAAGAAUGUGCUAUUACAAAGACUCAAGCUAAGUUCUCGGCUACCUUGGAGAUUCUCAAGCAUUUAAAAGGUGACACUAUCAGCUCAAGAAGGAUUCAGAAUAUCUAUGGGAUGUGGAUGUCAAAGCUUGGACCUAUGAUAAAAUGGCCUAUGAAGAACAAGUUUGCUAUUCAAUUGGAACACACACUUUUCUGUUUGACAAGCAAGGAGAUGGAUGGGGCACAUCAGGCUUCUUUAAGUCUAAUGCAGGAACGAGGUUUUGAGGGAGACCCAGUUUCUAAUUUAGUUGUUGGGCUGACAUUUUAUGAGCUAUGGUACUCUAACCUUCCACAAGAGAUGCACUUGGGUGAGCAGAGGGAAAUUGAAUGCAACACACAACCAGACAGAUCUCAAGUCAAUGAGGUCAUGUCCAUUGUGGAUUCAAGGAGUCAAGGUGCAUAUGAAGGUCAAGAAAUCAAUUCAUUAACAAAACAUGAAUCCAACACAUCUAUUCAAAACGGUAAAGAAAAAAUUGAAGCCGGUGUAGAUCCAUUUGGGAAAGAUCUCAUGGAUGUUGAAAAUAAGCCUCAACGAGAUGCCGGUAACCAGGAACUGAUUGUCUCUUUGCACUCAGAUGAGAGGAGUGAACUUGAGAAGUCAAAUAACAGUUCCCCACCAUCACUCUCUACUUUCUACACUCAUGGUUUGUCGACGCUGUUGUUGCCUGUACAAUUUCCUCAGUUGGACAACUUAGAGGAAUUAUAUGAUAUGCAUAGGCAAUUGCGCAGCGAUCAAUAUAACAGUGCAGUGAAGUUUUUGAGUUGCGCACUCUCCUCAACACCACCAGUACUCGAGGCUUUUCAUCCUCUGAUACAGUUGCUGCUUCUUGGAGAUAAAGUUAAAGAAGCCCUUGCCAUGGUUGAUAAAAUUUCUCCAGACUCUAGUACACCUCUCCAUUUGAGGUAAUAAUACCAAAUUUCCUUAUUUUUAUAAGCUAAUGACUUUUCUUCAUGAUUGCUGUCACCUGUCGCCCUGUCGGUAUUAUGCAAUAGCUGAGAGGAAAAUGUAGUGUAGCUAUAUAGGUGUACUAUGGUUGACAACAUAAGGUUGAGAAGGUUACUAGAGGAUUUCAAUUUUAUUCAUUUAGAACACUGGUUCAAAGUAAGGCGUGAUUCUAGCUUCCUGUCCAGCUCCCAGAUUUACACCUUUCAUUGCUUGUCACCCU
Molecule: messenger RNA, 1664 nt
Organism: Cuscuta campestris
Lineage: Eukaryota; Viridiplantae; Streptophyta; Magnoliopsida; Solanales; Convolvulaceae
Source: the annotation of a GenBank genome assembly